Drosophila biarmipes is the source of this 705-nucleotide messenger RNA. RefSeq lists its product as uncharacterized. Lineage: Eukaryota; Metazoa; Arthropoda; Insecta; Diptera; Drosophilidae. The record is from RefSeq and is a predicted model, not a curated record. Bases 221 to 496 code for a protein of 91 amino acids. The transcript is spliced from 2 exons.
AUGUCCAUUGAUUCGGGAAUUUAAACUAUGUGUUGAAUUGAAUUGAAUCGUUAUUUUUUCGAUUACGUUUAUUUAUUCUUUUAUCCCCUUAUGGAUUACGUGCAUACUUUUUUUUGACAGUUGGGAAUCCCUAUUUUUUGACAGAUAGGCCGUGAAAAGUGUUUUACCUCACGCAAGUUGAACCAAAUUACUGAAUCCACGGAAAGAUAGAAUCUUCGGAAUGUUCUCGAACAUACCGCCCAGCAUGUUCUGCGUCCUGAUCUGGCGCCUGGCCGUGCAGUUUCUCUACCCUUACGCAUACAUGAACUGCUCGCUGCAGGAGGCGUUGGACAAUGAGCACCUGAUCUGGAGCAAGGGGGAUCGCUUCGAGGAGCUGUUGAUGAUUCUGAUGAGGAGCUCCUUGCGGGUCACGCUCAUGUUUGUGCUAAUGAUGGAGAUAUUGACCUCGGUGAACGAAGCCUUGGGUAUGCGACUUCCGUUGGCCGUCAGACCUUAGUCUGGGGGCUGAACUCCGUCCCCGAUUAUUGCACUCCUCCAUCGGUUUAUACGGCCCCAUCAAAACAACAGAGCUGAAAUAAUUUCGUCUUGGGGUAGGACCGCCAUUGUGCCAACGUUCGUUCGUCGACGUCGCCCGUCGUCGCUGCCCAUUUAAUCAGUAAAUUGUAUUUUUAAAAAUGUUAUUAAACAAUAUUUGCCUUAGCAAAA